AUGGUCGAAACGAACUACAAGUCGUACCAGCAGGUGAUAAAUCUAUCAGCACCAUCGAAACCGUCGUCGAGACGCACAAAUAGGGUGGGAAAACCUCAGCUGCAACCAGUUAAGCGAAGAACAAAAUCAGGCUGUCUUACAUGUCGCCAACGUAAAAAAAAGUGUGAUGAAGACAAGGUUGAUGGCAAAUGUCAAGCGUGUACUCGCAACUUCUUACAGUGUUGCUGGCCACAAGUGUCAGUAGCUGUGAAAGAAGUUUCUUCACCAAUUCAAAAUGCUACCAGUCACUAUCCCACGCCUGCUGCUUCUCCUAUAGUAGGAGCCACCGUAUUAGAUUCCGAAGUCAACUAUGUUAUGCUUCCCCCACGCGCGGAAAAGGCACAAAAAGCAGGGAAAACAACAUCAAACAAUGGCGCGUUGUCUCCAACUUCAUCGCCACGAUUAACUCCAAAGGAGGAACAGGAUAGGAUAAAAUGUCAGUUUUAUGUCACCAGUGUCGACAACAAUCGCGUGUGCGAUAUCAACGUUUGA
Meyerozyma guilliermondii ATCC 6260 is the source of this 531-nucleotide messenger RNA. It is a transcript of the gene ZCF3, whose product is annotated as Zcf3p. The record is from RefSeq and is a predicted model, not a curated record. Gene Ontology annotation, molecular function: transcription cis-regulatory region binding; zinc ion binding; DNA-binding transcription factor activity, RNA polymerase II-specific. The coding region runs from base 1 to 531 and encodes 176 amino acids. The transcript has a single exon. NCBI's taxonomy places the organism in Eukaryota, Fungi, Ascomycota, Pichiomycetes, Serinales, Debaryomycetaceae. Gene Ontology annotation, cellular component: nucleus. Gene Ontology annotation, biological process: positive regulation of transcription by RNA polymerase II.